AUGUUAGCGAUACUGACUCUUCUAGGCCCGCCCGUCGAUGGGCUUGAUUGUCUACGUGACGUUCCGGUCAAUUCGCAGGACGACAAAUGCUUGAGGCGGAUUUCAUCUUGGAUGUCUGAAUGUGAAGAGCACACGGCAUGCUCUCAAUCGAAGUCGGUUCCUUUGCCUGAAAGGGUCAUUGAGAUUUCUCCCGAUCCUGCGGUGGCUCCACGCAUCAUUUCCUCUGACGGACGAAAUGGGUCCUACAUCAUCUUAAGCCAUCAUUACUCGGGGGACGCUCACAUUCCGGACACCGCUAAACUACUGAAAGGUGGCCUGCCCGUGACUUUGAAAGUCGUAGCCUUCCCGAAAGCUAUAGCUGACGCCAUCGAUGUCGCCCGUCGAUUGGGCUAUCGAUAUCUCUGGGCAAGAGAGCUCUGUAUGACAGCGAGCGAAUUUUCAGAGAACUCGUCCUGCUUCUUGAGUAUCUACGGCCGGGCAGCAUUGAUGCUUGCAGCAUCUGCUGGGCCAGAAGCCGAUCACGGGUUAUUCCACGACAGGACAAUCCUCUAUUCUCCAGCGCUAGGAACUGGCAAAGACAGAUUUUUCCGGCCACGCGUCCUACGCUGGAUGUCAAAUAUUGAACAAUCACCACUUGCUGGGCUUGGUUGGAACGUCGUGGAGAGAAUGCUUGCACCGCGCAUUGUUCAUUUCACAGAUCGGCAGCUGGUCUGGGAAUGUGCUUCAGGCUGUCAAUUCGAAGCAGCAAAAAUCAUUGGAGACCAGGGCUCUGGGAGAAGGAUCAACGCCUACGAUAAAAGCAUUUUUCAGCGUUAUAUGCAGGAUGCACUCCAGCAAUCCCCUGGCGAGAUCAAUAAAGGCAGUGAUGAUGGGACGAAGAAAUCAGUUGCACGAUUCAAAACCUGGACUGACAGUGUGAACGCGCUCUCUUGGGGCAGAUUCGCUACUCCUUCCGACAAACUCCUCGUGGUCGGGAAGGUUGCACUAGCUAUGAGCGAUAACACGAUGGGAGACUACCUGGCAGGAAUCUGGAGCAAACACAUCAUAUCUGGGCUAGCUUGGGGCCGGAUGUUGUCUCUUUUGACUCCAACAUCCGAGUAUGUGGCUCCCACCUGGAGUUGGGCCAGCAUCGAUGGCCCCGUGGCCAUAGAUAAUGUCCAGGAAGAUACCACUUCAGAUUCCUUGUGGCUUCAGAAGCACAAGCCAAAGCUUGUUUCCCACCACAUGGUACUUGCGGACGCUUCCAACCCUUAUGGGAAUGUUUUGCAGGGGUCUCAUAUCGUCCUUGAGGCAGCUUGCAUUGGGAUCAAAAAACUAGCAGAUAGUUUCAAGGUGCAGGAACCGGCAUUUCAAGUACGACCAGUUCUGGAUCAAUCGUUGAUGUUUGAUUGCGGCUGCUGCAGACCCAGGUCGGACGAGGUCCAAGAGGCAGACGAGAGCAAAUUUAAUCGAGAGAUCGAGCAUCAUGUCUGUAUGAUCCUGAAGCUUGACGACUUGGACGUGAAGACCGAUGAUGUGGGAUCCUGUGUUUGUCUUAUUUUGAAACGUUCCGAUGAAAGCGACUCUUUUACCAGAGUAGGCUUUUUGACAUUUUCACUCAAUUGUAGGGAUAGAAUGGACGCAUUGGGUUGGGAAAGACGCAAGCUCAAGUUGGUCUGA
Messenger RNA from Penicillium riverlandense, 1659 nucleotides. Its product is annotated as putative HET domain protein. NCBI's taxonomy places the organism in Eukaryota, Fungi, Ascomycota, Eurotiomycetes, Eurotiales, Aspergillaceae. The transcript has a single exon. The coding region runs from base 1 to 1659 and encodes 552 amino acids. The record is from RefSeq and is a predicted model, not a curated record.